This is a messenger RNA of Salvia splendens (bonfire salvia), 2093 nucleotides long. RefSeq lists its product as uncharacterized. The coding region runs from base 24 to 989 and encodes 321 amino acids. The record is from RefSeq and is a predicted model, not a curated record. The transcript has 2 exons. Lineage: Eukaryota; Viridiplantae; Streptophyta; Magnoliopsida; Lamiales; Lamiaceae.
CUUUUCCAAUCUCGUUCCUGGUUAUGGGUAACGAAUCCGAAACGCAAACGCUUCUAAACGCGGCCGACUAUCUCCUCCAAAGCCGCAACUUCGCCGACUGCAUCAACUACGCCGCCCGCGCCCACGAUUCCGACCCCACCAAUCCCGCCCCCGCCAGAAUCCUCUCCACCGCCUCCGUCCUCUCCGCCUCCAAAAUCUCCCCCACUCACCACGACUACUACGCCGUCCUCAAUCUCCCCUAUUUCGACUCCGAUUCCUCUCGAAUCGACUCCACCUUCGAAACCCUAACUUCAAUUCUCGAUCCCAAUACCAACCGCUGCCCCUUCGCAUCCGAGGCCUUCGAUUUGGCGGUCAAAGCGUGGUCCGUCCUCUCCAAUCCCCUCGAGAAGGCCGGCUUCGAUGCUGAAUUGCAGGCGUUUUUAGAUCCCGCCGCCUCUACCUCCGCUACCUUUUGGACAGUCUGCCCUUACUGCUAUUACGUCUACGAGUAUGAUAAGGUUUUCGAGGAUUGCUGCUUGAAGUGCCAGAAUCAGAGGUGUAGACGAGUGCUUCACGCCGUGCCGAUUGCGGGGCCGCCGCCGCCGCCGGACGUGGUGGCCAGGGGCCAAUACUGCUGCCCGGGAUUUAUGCCAUUUGCGCUUCGUUCCGCCAAUGGAGACCCAAUUCGAGACAAAUUGUGGCUUCCCUUCGCGCCAUUGCAUCACCGAGGUUCUCAGGCUCAUGUUAAUGGAGAAAAGGCGAAAACGGAAGGAAAUUCGAGGAAGAGGAUGAAAUCCGUGCCCUGGAAAUCGAAGAAGUUGUUGGGUAGAGGGAUUAAUAUCGAUGGCGGUGAGGCAAAUUUUGUAUACGGAGUUAGAGAGGAUGGUUGUUUUAAUGACGAACCCAAGCCCUGUUCGGGGGGACUGGAGUUCCUUAAUGGAGAUGAUGAUGUAUUCGUGAGUUUGCCGUGCGAAUUCGAUAUGGGAAAUGGGAGACCAGUGGCCUUGUAAAAUGCUACAUGCCGUGAUGUUCAUACAACUGACUGAAGCGGGAAGGUAAUUGCUUAUUUGGUGUAGGAAAGAAAUUAUCUACUUAUCUGCUUCGUUAUUGUUUUGCAUCUUCCCUGUAAAUCUAUAGCCUUUUGGGGUAGUGCUGACACACACAAUGUGCUCUAGCUGUGUAAGUUGGUUUUUGCUUUCUUGUCAAAUUGCCAAGGGUUAGUUGUUUUAGUUUAUGAGAAAAUAUUCCUUUUAUGUCCACCCAUUAACUCAUAGUACUAUAUUUGUAUUUGCACCAAAUCCAGUCUUAUUCUUAGGGUGAGUUGGGCUUCUAUUUCUGAAACUUCUUUAUCAUAAUAAGUAAUAACCAAAGUAUUCUUCUUUUCCCAAACAUGUACUUAUUCCAUGAUUGAAUUGAAAGGAAAAUAUAGCAAUUUAUAGUCUUGGUUUCUGCCUUUAAUGAUGAUCAGGCCAUUCUUGGAGUAUUUCCUUUUCAGUUUCAUACUUAACUAGUAUUUUGCAAUCUGCUUGUAUAGACAUGUUGUGAUCCAGUUAAUAGGACUGACACAAGAUUGAAUAUAACAGAUAAAAUUAGAAAUUUACUCCUUAACGUAUCAUUUACUUUUCAGUUUGGUAGUAUGGUUAGUACUUGCUACAUUCCUUUCAAUGAUCUGUUGUAAUAUGUGGUUGGAGUUAGACUGUUAGAAGGAGCUAAUCUUUGGUUCCAAGUCUGAACUUUGUUGGUUCCAGAAAUCCAAUUGACUUGCAGAUUUAAGUUAACUCAUGUUAUAUUCUCAUCUUUUUUUAUGUUGACUCAUACCCAUGCAUUUUGCUGGAUUGUUGUGGCUGGCUGGCUUUAUCUUGAAAGAGGUGGAGGAGAGAGAGCCUCUGUUUUUUCAGGUUUAAACUGACGAUCACUUGAACCUUUUCACACUCUGUUUUGAUAUUUUUCCUAUUCUACAGUAUUUGGUUUCUUGUGAAUUGCUAAUUUUAAUAUCCAGAUUUGUAGAACUCAAAAUUUCUGAAGGCAUCAGCUUUAAAACUGUCCUUGUAGUUUUGAAAUGCUUCAUUUUUAUGGGAUGAAUGGAGUUUUUUCUCUUUUCUGUUUUUUGGAUA